Stegostoma tigrinum is the source of this 4633-nucleotide messenger RNA. Its product is annotated as neuropeptide Y receptor type 5-like. The transcript is spliced from 4 exons. The record is from RefSeq and is a predicted model, not a curated record. Lineage: Eukaryota; Metazoa; Chordata; Chondrichthyes; Orectolobiformes; Stegostomatidae. Gene Ontology annotation, molecular function: neuropeptide binding; neuropeptide Y receptor activity. Gene Ontology annotation, cellular component: neuron projection; plasma membrane. Gene Ontology annotation, biological process: G protein-coupled receptor signaling pathway.
GUGAACGUGGUCUUUGCCGUUGCACACUGCUCUUUCAUAAUUCAUCGCGAGUUGCUCUCCUUAUUUCUUAUUGUGGAGGCGGGACCUUGGCGAUCAGCUUCUGUCAAAUCAUAAAGGAGAGGUCAGUAUUCGGGAUGGGAGUGAGUAAGAUGGGUGGUUGAGGGACUGCAGUCAGAGGGGUGGUCGACAUUGCAAACGCAAAGGAAUAGUGUCAAACUGGGAAAAUACAUACAAGUGCUGAUUACGAAAGAGCCCCCCACUCCCUCGCACCGCCCCCAAAGGCGAGAGCCCCCUUUGAUUUCGCAGCAUUUACUGCCGGCAGUCGAGAGGCCAGUGUCUCCUGCCUCCUGGUAUGUUAGUGCCGCCUGCAGGAAACGCUCUGAUAUCACUGGCAGCUUCACUCGCAAUGGAUUCGAAUGAAUGAGAAUCAUUACUCUUGUCAAAAGCGAAGCUUCAAAAUGCUAUCACGCGACGGCACAUCAAAAGCUGAGUAUAAGGAUUUGUGACAUCUUCUUAUGGUGAGGUGUCCCUAGAUAUCCCCGUCUCGUUAAACGAAAUCAAGUGGCCAGAAUGCUCUGUGAAAGUCUGGACAGCAAGGAAACUACAGCUCCGAAAUCAGCAACCAAUAACAGGGAAAUCUCUUGAAUGCGCUGUAUCUCCAGCCUCUUGUUCUUUAUUCGAGGGUCGGCGCGACAACCAGGGGAGAUUGGGCUACUGCACAGCUUCUGUAGAGUACAGACAUUACAAAACAGGACGUGGUUGGGACUCCAAAUGGAGGGCGAGUGCAAAGAAAUAAGAGCUGGAGUGAAUUAAACGAAAGGGGACAAUGAAAAACAAUAAAUGACAACAGUAUUUCCUGUGGCAAAUAGCUCAAGCCGAGAACAAGAUCAUCCUCCCGAGACCAGCGACCAAGCCAAAUUCCCAAGCUCACAGUUUGAAGCUGGGAAACUCCAGGAAAAAGGUAAGAUUUAUCACGGUGCCUCGCAUAUGCAAGGAAAUGGCGAUAAAGACAAUCAGCAGUUGACUACCCAGCUUCGUAUCGCAGUAUUCGCUUUAGGAAGUGUCUGGAUCCCAUGAUUCCUCUCAUUUAAGUCCCCAACGUCAGCCCAGCCGUCACGAAGAAUAUAUCCUGUUUAAAUGAAUCGGUUCUAUCCAGUACGCGAAGAAGGAACAGAAAAUUGAUAGGAAUUGCCUGGAGCUUUUGUCAUUCAGAUCCUGAUGGGCAUCUCCAGAGUUCACAAGAAUAAAAAAGGUCAAGAAGAAAACCAGCAUUUGUACAAUUUGGACUGGAGACUGCUGAUUGCUUGGAAUGCUGUGGAAAGACACUGAGAUGGAAUAGUUCAUGGAAUAAGUAUUAUGCCUGAUGACUCACAGAUUGACAGAGUAAGCAGCAUUCCCUGCCACUCCAACAACCUCACUGGUAUGGAGCGACAUUCAUAUCAUGACUUCAUUUUACAUGUCUACUUUGAAGAUCAUAAAAUACUCCACAAAUCAGAAGACAUAAUCACCAAUGCAAACAUUGCAACUUCAAACAUUGCAAAGUUCAACUUUUCAAUGAGUUUUGUUUUAAUAUUUUGAAACUAAAUUACUUAGUUGGUGCAACUUUUUUGUAACUGAAUAGUGUUACUUAUAAUUUACACUUUGUUGAUAUAUAUUGGGAACCUGAAGUAUUUCAUGUGCAUGUCCACUGUACAUUUUUACCACUGAAAAUAUUGCAAUAGUAUAAUGUUGAAUGGGAACCACAUGCCUUUGGUGUCGAUUAAUACAUCAGAUGUUGUUACCCAUUGAUGUCCAAGUUACGUGACUCAUGACAAUUUAAAGCUUCCCUGUUUUCCAAUUCUCGGAUGCCAAAUUAUUACCUUUUGUACCUUAUGUUUUAUUAGGCUCUUUCUAGUUAUGUGUCAAAUGCAUAUUUAUAAACAUUAGAUUAUUUUCUAAAUAUUUAUAAAUCCAAUUGCCCAAAAUGGAUUUUGAAGACAAAAACAAAAGUAAUAUCACUGUUACUUUGGAUAAUAGGAACUACACUAUGGCAUACGGACUAGGACUCCCUUCUUGGGAUGAUUAUAAUGGAAGUAUUCAUGAUGUAAAAUAUUUGCUGAUUGGCGUCUGCACACUUAUUACUGUUCUCGGCCUUCUUGGUAACUUUUUUGUUGUAAUUGCACUCUGCAAAAACCUACAACAGAAAUCAAUGAUAAAUUUUCUGAUUGGAAAUUUAACCUUAUCUGAUACUUUAAUCCUGUUGUUCUGUUCACCAUUUACACUAACAUAUGUUCUUUUAGACCAGUGGAUCUUUGGGGAAAUCAUGUGCUAUAUUGUCCCAUUUAUUCAGUGUGUGUCUGUCAUGGUUUCUAUACUCAUGCUAAUGUCAAUUGCCAUGGUUUGAUAUCAUAUGAUAAGCAAUCCAUUAUCCAACCAUUUUACUUUAAAUACUGGAUAUUUGGUUAUGGGAACUGUGUGGAUUAUUGGAUUUACUAUUUGUUCACCAUUACCUAUCUUCCAUAAAAUCAUAGACCUAAGCGAAACCGUCCACUUGGAUUCCUUAAAAAAUAAAUACUUAUGCAUUGAGUCAUGGCCAUCUGAUUCUUACAGAAUUGCCUACACUUUAUCCUUAUUAUUCAUCCAAUAUAUUUUGCCAAUAGUUUGCCUGACAAUCAGUCAUGCGAGUGUUUGCAGAAAAAUAAGUGCUACUGUGUCAAGCAGACAAGGGAGAUCUGAGGAGAGUGAAAUGAUAUAUUUAACUGUACAGCAACCAGCUAGGAAACAGUUGCAAGCACAACAGUCAAAGAUGCAAGGAUGGAACUAUUCCUUUCCGAGAAAACACAAGAAGAGAUACAGCAAGAAGUGUGCCAGUGUCGUACCUGUUGUAACUAAAUUUCAAGAUAAUGGCAAGACUCACACUGAUCUAUUACUAAUCCAUGGUUCAGAUAGCACACAGCCACUACCCACUUCCUUUCUACCAGGUGUACCUGUAUGUUUUGAAGCAAAAGCUAUGGAAUCUGAAGAGCUCGCUAUUUCACAUAAUGCUCCAGUAACACCAAAAUCCAUCACAAGAUUGAGGAAACGAUCACGCACUGUUUUCUAUAAAUUGACAAUAGUAAUUGUUGCUUUCACUGUAAGCUGGAUGCCUCUGCAUAUUUUUCACCUUGUAACUGACUUCAAUGGUAAUCUGAUUUCUAACAGGCACUUCAAGCUGGUGUAUUGCAUCUGUCACCUGCUGGGGUUGCUGUCCUGUUGCUUGAAUCCUGUGUUGUAUGGAUUCCUGAACAAUGGCAUCAAGUCCAGUUUACAAUCCUUGACCAAAUGCCUUUGGCUGUGAUAAUAAAAGGGCAAUAUCAGGUCUGGCGCCACAGACAAAAAAAACUGAACAUGUUCAUCAGUCAAUAGUACAGUGUACAUCUGCUCCCGAGUCAUUCUAACUAUUCCAUGAUGAUCAAUCUAAAGGUGUUGUUAAAAUGACGCAUUGUUUACCUUACUUUAUUUGACUAAAAUUUAAACAGAAAAUAAAUAAAAGUUUCUGCCUUGUAAUACAGUGAAACUAAACAGGAAAUAACAACUAUGAGUGAUUAUAUUACUUUGUGCAAUUGGUCACUUCUAUCUAAUGAAAAUAUUUCUGGUCCUACUUGUGUUCUUAAAAUACAUUGAUAUGGGAAAGGGAUUUUUUAUCCGCUGAUUCAAUCUCAUUUGUAUUUGGUAUUUGUAAACCCACACUACAUUUCAUUUGCUACUAAAAAUAGAUUAGUGUCCCAAUUUCAUUUAAGCCUCAUCCUUUAACCACAAGCUUUUUUCUAAAACAAUUUUUGAUUUGGCACAGUCUGAACCAAAGAUGAAUUAAUAAUGUAAAUGAUCAACCUAGAUUCCAUGUCCCAACCCUUAAUACACUGUCCUAACCUCGGGGGAAGCCACAAUUUCAGACAGUAGUUAAUAAGUAUUCCCUUGCCUCAAUUCACCAUCAAAUACAAUGGUCUCAACCAAGCUCUUAAUUUUUUGGUAAAUUGAAGUCCCGUGAUGAAUUAAUUUCUUGAGAGAUAUCUCGUACAAACAUCCUAAAUAAUGUUUUGUAUACUGUUGAGAUGUUCUGUGAAUUACUUGCACUUAUCAUUUCAUAGUAACUUUUAAAAUGAGUAUGAUAUCAAAAUCCAUUCAGGAAAAUAAUUUGUAUAUGUUCUACAAAAAUCCACACAGUGAUUUGAAAUCAUAUUGAAAUCAUAUUAACUGCUACUUUCUCUAUGAUAGAAUGUGAUAAAAGAUAAAAGUAAUAGAUUUUUGUUGUCUUUUACGCAUUUCUAAAAGAAUAAAAAUGGAGAAAUGAGUUGUGAACGCUAUUUUUAUCUCACCAAAGGUAUAUAAUCAGAACUGGCUUCUUGUCAAAUUCCUGUGAAGGUGAGAGAAUAAUUUCUGGUGAAAGUAUAAUUUAUUUUAAAUAACUUCACUUUUUCUUUUCAAAGAAGAACUAGCUGCAGUUUUCCAAGCUGUUGGGCCUAAGCAACAUUUAGAAGAGAUAAUUCUUAUUAAAACCAGUCACAGUGGGAUGCAGAACCUCAGUAACUCAUAUAAAGAAGUUGUAAUAUUGCAAUUUUUUUCAUCCAGAACUGCUACAUGGUAUAUUUUUGAUUGCAAAACAUUACAUAGCUCA